AUGCCCGGCCUCUUCAGACGCCACAGCAACGUCGCCUGCUUUUUCUGCCAGUCGGCUGUACCACUACCGCAGAAUCCAAAUAACUUCCGUUGUCCGGCAUGCCAUUGCUGGAACCGUUAUGAUUCGAAAGGAGAGAUCAUGUCAUUUGAGCCUGCGAUGCAGGACGAAUCGCUGAAUCGACGGUCUUUUGCUCGGCGGGCUUCUCCCAGCAAAGAUCGACUACCAACGAUGUAUGGCAAAGGUCCCUUCUGCCACGCUUGCCAAACGAACCAAAUGCUUAUCAUCAACCUCUUGGCCAACUAUUUGCCAUCUACCAAGAGCCCACAAUACGACCAGCGCGUCGCCAUGUUGCCCGAAUACCGAGAGUCCCUGCACGCGCGUUAUCCUCCUGUUUGCGAGAUGUGUCAGCAGUCAGUUGAUGAUGAGAUCCAUCGCAAGGAUAAUAUGGCGCGCGUUUCGGCGCUCGGAGGCUGGUUGAAGGACAGUAAGGGCAAGGACAAGCAGCGGCGCGUUUCAGCAUCCGUAGAGCGAGAGAAGGUCAACAUCGAGCUAUUUAUAUGGCGCAUCAGAGGGUGCCUGUGGGCUGGAACUAGUCUCAUUUCUCUUGCAUUCAAUGGGCUGUCUGCGAAGGGCUACGCGCUACCCACAUCAAUAUCCUUUAUACAACCAGCCUUUCCCAUCUUCAUUUUCUUGUCUCUAUUUUGGGCGGCUUGGGAUCCCACAUACGCCUCAUUUCGCAGGGCCCAAAUACAAGGUCGCGAUGUCCGUCUCCGAGGAAAGAGACAGUAUAAUAUUUUACAAAUGACUGCAUGGCUAUUACGAUUCACUACCUCAAUUUUGUUGACACUAUCAUGGUUUAAACCGCAUCUGGAUUUCCUUCAUCUAUCUGAACGACCAACUACCCCAACCGCCCGAAUGUAUUUCGGUACCUCGCUCUUCAUCGAGUUGUCCAUAAUAAUCGCAUCUGCUUUUACGCUUCGCUUGCAACGUCCUCCAACGAUACGCCUUGUGGACUCGAAAGCCCACCUCCAUCCAACCGCCUCUUUCUCCGAUUCGCGCUCGCGCUCCUCUACACCGUUUCCCAUUCCAUCCUUCGGCGGACGCUCGAGUUCUCAGGCUAGCGCCCGUUCUACUCCCACUCCCGCAGAUACCGAUCUUCUAGCCUCCCUCAGCCUUUCCUCAAAGCCAGUCAUCACGCCCACCAAUCCCAUCUUCGGGCUUCCAUCCCUCCUUGGCUCCACUUCUGGCGCCACAUCCCAGAAGGAUGCCCACGAAGUAGAUGCCACGGAGGGCGACGAUUUCUAUGCUAAAGAUGAUAUGGCGAUGGACUGGACGCCGAUUCAUCCAUCUCAUACCCACCAGAGUGACUCCCGUGCCUCGAGGUACAAGGGCAAGCAAAAGGCUGUUGCGGAUGACGACGACGGCUCUUGGCUACGGCCGCAACGCUUCUUUGCGCCAGAAAAACCGACUGGUCUGGAAGGAUUGUUCGAGCGCACAAAAUUAGUCGAUGACGACGCGAGCAAAUCAAAACCAACGCAGGACAAUCACAUCUACAUUCCGAAGUGGAUGUACGCAGUGUCCGUCGUACCCAUUGUUCUGGCCUUCCUCGCAUGGAAACUGUGGAGAGGGAAACCUCAAAUCGAAUAUUCGUUACCAUACCCUUCGUAUUCAUACCGUAAUUCACAGCACCCAGUUCUUGACGCUUUCCAAAACGAGUAA
Pleurotus ostreatus (oyster mushroom) is the source of this 1719-nucleotide messenger RNA. RefSeq lists its product as uncharacterized. The coding region runs from base 1 to 1719 and encodes 572 amino acids. Gene Ontology annotation, biological process: nuclear inner membrane organization. The transcript is spliced from 6 exons. NCBI's taxonomy places the organism in Eukaryota, Fungi, Basidiomycota, Agaricomycetes, Agaricales, Pleurotaceae. The record is from RefSeq and is a predicted model, not a curated record. Gene Ontology annotation, cellular component: chromosome, centromeric core domain; mitotic spindle pole body; microtubule organizing center attachment site.